This is a messenger RNA of Trichoplusia ni (cabbage looper), 2448 nucleotides long. RefSeq names its product nucleoside-diphosphatase uda-1 (gene NTPase). Bases 218 to 1657 code for a protein of 479 amino acids. The transcript is spliced from 12 exons. Lineage: Eukaryota; Metazoa; Arthropoda; Insecta; Lepidoptera; Noctuidae. Gene Ontology annotation, biological process: nucleoside diphosphate catabolic process. The record is from RefSeq and is a predicted model, not a curated record. Gene Ontology annotation, cellular component: membrane. Gene Ontology annotation, molecular function: GDP phosphatase activity; UDP phosphatase activity.
GCGCACGUCUGUAUAUGAACUAGUGAUUUUAUUUCUUAUGCUAUACGUAAUUAUAUUUAUUACAAGGCCACGAUAAUUUACUUGACAUUCGUGUAAAGUUUAGUUUACGUUGGGCAAGUAUGCAAAGAGGUCUUACAGCAUAACUUUUUUUUUAAUAAUUUGAGUUUAAUUACCGGAAGUCAGUGCUUCUGUUUUAUUAAAGUUAAUAGCUGUGAAAAUGGACAAUUCGAAUCUAAGGCAAAGAAAGUUAAAAGAUGAUACCUCAGCUGCACAUAUCAAUGUUAGGAGUAGAACCAUAAAGCAUCCCAGAAGAUUGAAGAAAGUUUUUAUUUUCCUCAUUGUGUUGGCACUAUUUGUCACAUACUUUUUGGAUAGUUACAUAUCGUCGUAUUUCAAGUCAAGAAAAGUGCAAAAUGGAAAAUGGCAUGGUCACAUUAGGUUGUUCGCGGGGCAGUCACAAUGGCUGGACGGCCUCGCCAAGAGCUUGGGCUACGAGAGCGUGUUCCAUCACGCGGUCAUCAUCGACGCCGGCUCAUCGGGCUCCAGGGUGCUUGCUUAUAAGUUUAGGGUACCUUUUACAGUAUUCGGCCAAGCGAACUUGGAUCUAGUAGAUGAAUAUUUCGAGCAGUCAAAACCAGGUCUAUCCUCAUACGCUGAUGACCCAGACAAGGGUGCGGAAACGAUAGUCCAGUUAAUAAAGAAGGCGGAGUUCCUAACCCCGCCGGAGAAGCGGCGCACGACGCCGCUCAUCGUGCGCGCCACGGCCGGCCUGCGGCUGCUGCCCGCCGACAAGGCGCAGCAACUCAUAGACGCCGUCGCCAGAGCUAUCUCUAAGUUGGGCUAUGAUGUGGGCCCUGACGGCGUGAAGAUCAUGGACGGCUCGGACGAGGGCAUCUUCAUCUGGUACACAGUCAACUUGCUGCACAACCUGAUGGACGGCAACACGAUGGCUGCGCUGGACCUGGGCGGCGGCUCCACGCAGAUCACGUUCCAGCUGUCGGCGGCCGACAGCCCGCAGUACCCCGCCGCCGACCAGUACGUCGUGCCCGCCGGGACCAACGUCACGCUAUACACGCACAGCUACUUAAACCUGGGUCUGCUGGCGGCCCGCUACGGCGUGUUCCGUCAGGAGGCGGAGGACAGCGAGACAGACGAGUUCAGGUCCGUCUGCGUCGACCCCAUCGUGCAGCGAGAGCCCUGGACAUACGCCAACAAGAACUACGUCGUCAGCGGCGCAGCCCGCCUGGCGGGCACGUCGCGCACGGCCGCGUACUCGGCGUGCCAGCGCGCGGUGCGGCGCUACGUGCUGCGCACGCUGGACUGGGAGCCGCGCCGCGCGCCGCUCGGGCAGGUCGCCGCCAUGAGCUACUUCUACGACGUGGCCGCCGACGCCGGACUCAUAGACGUAAUGAAAGGCGGUAAAGUGUCAGUGAAAGCGUAUCGCACGAGUGCGGUCCGCGCGUGUUCCGCCGCCAACGUCGAGCAGCCGUGGGCCUGCCUCGACCUCGUGUACGUCGUGUCGCUGCUGCAGGACGCCUACAAGAUCUCUGAUGAUGAACCCAUCUCGUUAUUCAAGAAAGUGAACGGCCACGAAGUCUCCUGGGCGUUAGGGCUGGCCUACACCACCGUCAUGAACAAGAUUGUGAUCACGCCCUAACCACGUGACGAACCCUGUGACGUCACACUCGUAGCGAACAAACUGCUACGGACUGGAUACUACUCACUCAAACAGAUUCGUGUCAUGUAGUGUCAAUAAUACAUUAAAAUAAUUGUAUUUUAAGUAAAUCAGAUGUAUCUUAAAUAAAUAAACUGUCUGUAAAGAGUUUUGUACAUAAAAAACUAGCAUUUAUUUGUAGUACUUGUUAUUCGGCUAAAUCCAGUCCGUAUCAGUUUCGAAGUGAAGUGAUUUGAGCUGCAAACAUUACCUCUUUGGUACCACUGUAUGUGAUAUAAAUAAUAUGUAUUAUAGUAUUUUUUAUUAUUUCUGUCUAUUCCACAAUAUUUGUAAAUAAUAUUUGCUGAAAGCUGAUAUUAUAUUUUCUAUAUGGCAAUAGUUUGAUGCACUUAAACGUAUAGGAGUACGAUUUUUAUUAUGGUUGCCAAUUAGAAAAUGUUCGAAUUUAUGUCGUGAUUGUGGGUCUGUCUAUGGUCGAUCAACCAUAGACAGCCUUUGCGGAUGAGUGACUGUUUUUAAGAUAUUAUUAUAAACUGGACCUUUGCUGAGUGUGUUUGUAUUAACGUAAUUAUCGAAUUAUUGGUGUUGGAGAAAACUUUAGCAAAAAUAUCAAUCACUAAACGAGUGAUAACAUUUUAAUAAUAUUUAACUUCUAUGAAAAACGGUUGUAUGCAUGGUUGAAUACAAACAGUUGAUAAUCAUCUUUGUGUCAUGCCUAAAUAAGGUCCAAAUUGCAAUAAUUCACUUAGCAACUGUACUUGAAGAUUUUCUAC